AUGAGCUACAAUCAUCUUUUCAAGAUUGUUGUGGUUGGAGAUCACAAUUGCGGGAAAUCAUGCAUAUUGCUGCGAUUCGCUGAGAACAGUUUUCGCAUGGAUCAUAUCAGUACAUUAGGAGUCGAUUUUAAAUUGAAAACUAUCAAGUUGGGACGGGAUAAGAUCCGAUUAGAACUAUGGGAUACCGCUGGAAUGGAACGGUAUAGGACUAUAUACAAUUCUUACUAUCACUCAGCGCACGGAGUGAUGUGUGUCUACGAUAUGACAAAUGAAAAAUCGUUCGAAAAUCUGGAGAAAUAUUGGCUGAAAGAGAUCAAACAACACGCUCCACCAAAUGCCGUAUUGAUGUUAGUUGGCAACAAGGCAGAUAUGGAUCAGGAACGGAAGGUUGACUUCGAUCGCGCUGAGAAGCUGGCUUCCCGACUAGGAGUCUCACUGUAUGAAGUGUCUGCAAAAACUGGGAUAAACUGCGAAGAAGCAUUUCACACUUUGACAGCUGCAAUGAGAGAACGAAUAACGGCUGGCAGUAUGCAUUCGGAUGAGUCGGAUGACAACGAGGAGUUUUCAUCGGCCUUCCACGUUGACGGAGUCAUCAAAAGCGAUAAAGGGAAGUUCACAUCAUGCUGUGCAAGUGCUCCGGAACCCGCCUUUGUCUGAUUUAAACCUUGACUUAAACAUAUCAUUCAUUUAGUCAUUCAUCACAAUCUCGAUAAAACACUUCGAUCAUUUGAUAAUCUUUUUUUUUAAACGUGCUUUAAUUAUUUUUAAGUGUGCUUGUCAAAACCAUUUCAAGGUGCUCUGCCGUUAUGUGGUGCAAUUAAAAAACCCCCUUAACAUUUGUAUGCUUCUUACUUGUUAGCACAAUAUUUUUUCCCUCAUCAUCUUUUUUUACAUUGGUCAUUUGCACUUUCAUGACGUCAUUGGAACGUCACUAUGUUUUAUCUUGAAUUCUCCAAUUUCGGGUAUUAAGUUUAAAUUUACUAUUAUGAUUGAUAAAUUGUAAUUUUCAAAU
Caenorhabditis elegans is the source of this 1012-nucleotide messenger RNA. It is a transcript of the gene rabr-1, whose product is annotated as RAB family. The record is from RefSeq and is marked reviewed. Lineage: Eukaryota; Metazoa; Nematoda; Chromadorea; Rhabditida; Rhabditidae. Gene Ontology annotation, molecular function: GTP binding; GTPase activity. Bases 1 to 657 code for a protein of 218 amino acids. The transcript has 6 exons.